This is a messenger RNA of Trichosurus vulpecula (common brushtail), 2911 nucleotides long. RefSeq names its product sodium channel epithelial 1 subunit gamma (gene SCNN1G). Gene Ontology annotation, biological process: sodium ion transmembrane transport. Bases 1 to 1977 code for a protein of 658 amino acids. NCBI's taxonomy places the organism in Eukaryota, Metazoa, Chordata, Mammalia, Diprotodontia, Phalangeridae. The transcript is spliced from 12 exons. The record is from RefSeq and is a predicted model, not a curated record. Gene Ontology annotation, cellular component: membrane. Gene Ontology annotation, molecular function: ligand-gated sodium channel activity.
AUGGCUCCUGGGGAGAAGAUCAAAGCCAAAAUCAAAAAGAACUUGCCUGUGAAGGGUCCUCAGGCUUCCUCGAUCCAGGAGCUGAUGGAAUGGUACUGCCUGAACACCAACACCCACGGCUGCCGGCGCAUUGUGGUGUCCCGGGGCCGUCUCCGCAAGCUUACUUGGAUUUUGCUCACGCUUGCCGCCGUGGGGCUCAUCUUCUGGCAGUGCGCUCUGCUCAUUCUUUCCUUCUAUACCGUCUCUGUCUCCGUCAAGGUCCAUUUCCAGAAGCUCGAGUUCCCGGCUGUCACCAUCUGCAACAUCAAUCCUUACAAGUACAGUGUUGUGAAAGACCUUCUAGCUGACCUGGAUCAAGAGACCAAAAAUGCCUUGAAGAAUCUAUAUGGACUUUCUGAUAUCCAAUCCCGGAAGCGGCGUGAGGCUGAUCCUCCACAAUGGGAUGAAGGAGACAGUCAUUCAAAAUUCUUGAACAUCCUGCCUCUUGUAGUCUUUGAGUCAAAUGAUACGACCGAGGAAGCUACCGACCUCCUGACAGGAAGAAAACGGAAAGUCAGUGGCACCAUCGUCCAUAAGGCCUCUGAUAUUAUGCAUGUGCAGGAGACCAAGAAAACUGUAGGCUUCCAGAUGUGUGAAAAAAAUGGCACGAGUGACGACUGUGCCACAUAUACCUUCAACUCCGGAGUCAACGCCAUCCGGGAAUGGUACAAGCUGCACUACAUGAAUAUCAUGGCACAAGUGCCCCUGGAGAAGAAAAUCAACAUGAGCUACUCUGCAGAGGAAUUGCUAGUGACUUGCUUCUUUGAUGGGGUUUCUUGUGAUCCCAGGAACUUCACUCUUUUCCACCAUCCGAUGUAUGGGAAUUGUUACACCUUCAAUGGCGCCACCAAUGAGACCAUCCUCAAUACUUCCAUGGGAGGCAGUGAAUAUGGACUACAGGUCGUCCUUUAUGUAGAUGAAGCGGAGUAUAACCCCUUCUUGGUAUCAUCAACUGGGGCUAAGAUCAUUAUCCACAGGCAGGAUGAAUAUCCCUUUAUUGAAGACGUAGGAACGGAGAUCGAGACGGCUAUGGCCACAUCAAUAGGAAUGCACCUGACAGAGUCCUUCAAGCUGAGCGAGCCAUAUAGCCAGUGCACAAAGGAUGGCAGUGACGUGCCUGUCAAGAGUAUCUACAAUGCCACCUAUUCUCUGCAGAUAUGUCUUCACUCCUGUUUCCAGAGGCACAUGGCGGAGAAGUGCCACUGUGCCCAGUAUAGUCAACCCGCACCAGAAAAUGUCUCCUACUGCAAUUACCAGAAACACCCCAACUGGAUGUAUUGUUACUAUAAGCUGCACCAGGCAUUUGUCCGAGAAGAGCUGGGCUGCCAGACCAUCUGCCGGGAACCUUGCAACUUUAAAGAAUGGUCUUUGACCACCAGUCUGGCUCAGUGGCCAUCUGACAAUUCAGAGCAAUGGUUACUAGAUGUUCUCACGUGGGAUAAAGGCCAAAAAGAAAACAGAAGGCUUAACAAGACAGACUUAGCCAAGCUCUUGAUUUUCUAUAAAGAUCUGAACCAGAGAUCCAUCAUAGAGAAUCCCGCCAAUAGUAUUGAAACAUUGCUGUCCAACCUUGGGGGGCAACUAGGCCUGUGGAUGAGCUGCUCUGUGGUCUGCGUCCUCGAGAUCAUUGAGGUCUUCUUCGUCGAUUUCUUCUCCAUCAUUGCCCGGCGCUGCUGGCAGAAGACCAAGAAGCGGUGGGCCCAAAGGAAGACCCAACAGGGCCAAUCCUCCUCUGCAAACCCUGCAGACCUCACUGGCUGUGACAACCCAACCUGUGACCUUGAUGAUGACCUACCUACGUUCAAUACAGCUCUGCAGCUGCCUCAGGCCCCAGGGGGCCAUGUGCCUGGGACCCCACCACCCAAGUACAACACUCUGCGCAUUGAAAGGGCCUUUUCUAACCAACUGCAAGACACCCAAGACCCAGAAAAGCCCUGAGGUUGGAGGGGCCCCAUCUUUCUGCUAGUACCAAGAAGAAAGGAGGAGCCAGAGUACUGUCUAUGGGCAACUGGAUCAGCAUCUGCCCUGGAUACUGCCCCUCCAAUUAGGGCCAGACCCUCCCUCCUGCUGGUCUGAGGCUCUAAAUCUGCCCCUGGAACCUGUCUAGCAGACACAGCCAGGAACAAAACCCCUGCACCUGAGAAAAAUGCUGUCGCCCAUUUUUCUGAAAUGUUGAUUAAGACUCAUUUUUGAAGUUUUACCAAUGGGCCUUGGGCACAGGCAAGAACUGACAGAUGCCUCAUCUCUCUCAUAGCUGGGAAUAAGGGAGGGAUCCAGGACCAGAGCUUUCACAUCUCUGGGGAUUUUUGCAAAGAGGCAAAUUUUGCCUUGAUUAUAGUGGGAAACCACUACAGUUAGAGCUACCCCCAAAGUGGAAGUUGCUGCUUUGGGAGGUUGUGAGUUCUCCCUUAAGCAAAUGCUAGAUGACCAUUUGGGUACAUUAGAGAGGGAGUCCUUUUUUCAGAUAUGGGUUGGACUAGGUGGUCAUUGAGGUCCAUUCCAGUCAUGAAAUUCCGUAAGGCAGGAACCAAGGAAGCGUUCUGUAAGAGCCUGGCAAACGGAGGCAAAGUAAUAAGGUCUAAAAGUCAUUGCACUGGCGUGACUGCAGAGACUGAGACAAGCAGGCUAGCCCAGAGGAAGGGCUGAGCCCCGCUGACUCUCAAUCAAGUGUCUCUAGGGUAAAAAAAGAGGUUUUUGUUUCAUGGCCAGACUGGCUGUGUAGGAUACUGCACCCUGGGAACCUCUAAAACAUAGAAAGGUGUUCCUGGUCUAUGACUGAUGCUGCUUUUAAAGUGAAUUAUUUAAAACUGUGUGGCCUGGAAAGUCUGUCCAAAUGAGAGAUCUAUUUUUUAAUAAACUUAGUUUGUUUUUU